Molecule: messenger RNA, 3076 nt
Organism: Nerophis lumbriciformis (worm pipefish)
Lineage: Eukaryota; Metazoa; Chordata; Actinopteri; Syngnathiformes; Syngnathidae
Source: RefSeq, a predicted model, not a curated record
UUUAAGCUGAGGCAGGAAUGACAUCCUCUGCUAUGCCUUUUUUCAGAUCGUGUCUAUGUAGGAGGUCCACUUCAUAAUCUUGUGGAUCCCAGGAGUCUCAGAGAGUCCAUUGUAGAGACUGUACUGGUCAGAAUGGUGCAGGGGGGGGGACUUUAUCCACUGUCAUCUUCAGAGAACCAGCUGUUACACCUCCUUUAUGGAAGUAGUCUCAUUGCCGUCCUGGAUAAGGCAGAUGUCAAUGGUGUUGUCUGCGAACUUCAAGAGUCUCACAGAAGGGUUCCCUGAGGAGCAGUCAUUGGUGUAGAGGGAGAAGAACAAUCGGUAGAGAACACACCUCUGGGCGGUGCCACUGCUGCUUGUUCGGCCUUACCUGCUGCCUCCUGUCAGUCAGGAAGUUGGGAAUCCACUGACAGGUUGAGGCUGGCAUUGUGAGCUGGUCGUGUUCAAGCAGCAGUGCAGUCAUGGUGAAACUGGGAACUAAUCUGGCUGAUAAGAUGGAGAAACAGCCAUCUGCAGAUGAUGGCUUUGAUAACAUCCCCCUCAUCACACCCCUGGAGGUCAGCCAGCUCCAGCAGUCAUUUGCAGACAAGGUCAUCGUGAAGACGUCCACUCAUUACCAACAACAGCAGCAGAAGAAGAAGAAGAGCAAGUUGUUUAUGCCCAACAUUAACAAGCUGAACAUCAGCCUGUACAAAGAUGUCUCAGACAGAGCCAAGAUUACAGGACUGAUUCUGAUCAUGUUGGCCUUCCUGACCAGCUUGCUCCUCCUGUUGAUGUACAAAGCAAUGUGGUACAACCGCCUUACCUGCCCAGAGGGGUUCAUCCUUCAGCAGAGGCACUGCACCCCGACCGCUCUGGAAUUGUUCCCCGCCGAGCAGCCGAACCCACCUGAUGUCCAAGGCGGCAACAACUCCGGGCUGUACACCGCCCUCAGCCGCCUCAACCAGGUGAAAAGGGCGGGGCCUGAGCUGCCAUGGUUACCCGUCAUCCGAGCGCUGAAGGAGACGGACAGAACCCAAGAAGAGAGCCAUCAGCAAGCCAAAAGUGAACGAGCAGGAGAUGAGUGAGGAGAUGACAAUCAUUUGCUUGAUUUCAUGUAUGUUAGUCAGUCAUACUUCAGUGCAGCCCAUGAUCAAUCAUGUGUGUACAAACCCCGUUUCCAUAUGAGUUGAAUGAUUUGCAAAUCCUUUUCAGCCCAUAUUCAAUUGAAUGCACUACAAAGACAAGAUAUUUGAUGUUCAAACUCAUAAACUUUAUUUUUGUUUUGCAAAAAAUAAUUAACUUAGAAUUUCAUGGCUGCAACACGUGCCAAAGUAGUUGGGAAACCCCCAUACCAUCACAGAUGCUGGCUUUUCAACUUUGCGCCUAUAACAAUCCGGAUGGUUCUUUUCCUCUUUAGUCCGGAGGACACGACGUCCACAGUUUCCAAAAACAAUUUGAAAUGUGGACUCGUCAGACCACAGAACACUUUUUCACUUUGUAUCAGUCCAUCUUAGAUGAGCUCAGACCCAGCGAAGCCGACGCCGUUUCUGGGUGUUGUUGAUAAACGGUUUUCGUCUUGCAUAGGAGAGUUUUAACUUGAACUUACAGAUGUAGCGACCAAUUGUAGUUACUGACAGUGGGUUUCUGAAGUGUUCCUGAGCCCAUGUGGGGAUAUCCUUUACACACUGAUGUUGCUUGUUGAUGCAGUACAGCCUGAGGGAUCGAAGGUCACGGGCUUAGCUGCUUACGUGCAGUGAUUUCUCCAGAUUCUCUGAACCCUUUGAUGAUAUUACGGACCGUAGAUGGUGAAAUCCUUAAAUUCCUUGCAAUAGCUGGUUGAGAAAAGUUUUUCUUAAACUGUUCAACAAUUUGCUCACGCAUUUGUUCACAAAGUGGUGACCCUCGCCCCAUCCUUGUUUGUGAAUGUCUGAGCAUUUCAUGGAAUCUACUUUUAUACCCAAUCAUGGCACCACCCACCUGUUCCCAAUUUGACUGUUCACCUGUGGGAUGUUCCAAAUAAGUGUUUGAUGAGCAUUCCUCAACUUUAUCAGUAUUUAUUGCCACCUUUCCCAACUUCUUUGUCACGUGUUGCUGGCAUCAAAUUCUAAAGUUAAUGAUUAUUUGCAAAAAAAAAAAAAAGUUUAACAGUUUGAACAUCAAAUAUGUUGUCUUUGUAGCAUAUUCAACUGAAUAUGGGUUGAAAAUGAUUUGCAAAUCAUUGUAUUCUGUUUGUAUUAACAUCUAACACAAUUUCCCAACUCAUAUGGAAACGGGGUUUGUAUGACAGCGGCUGUGGCCUAAAAGCAAGAAUGGUAAUAAAGCGUUGGAAGAUGUAACUUGCCGUUUUUUAGUGAGUCGUGACUAAACUGCGUUUACACCACACAGUAUUGUGUGUGUGCGCGUGCACAUUUGUGUAAAGCAGUGGUUCUCAAACCUCAGAAAACACUUGGCUCUCCAAGUACCACCAUUUUAACCAACAUUAAAAUACAGUAGCUUAGUAGGCCUAAGUAUUCAUCAAAAACAGUUUUUUUUUAAAACAAGCAUAUUCAAUAUUUUUGGCCACUGUAACAUUACACACCGUUUGAACAGUACCACUGUAUAUAGGACAAUAAAACAAUGUACAUUCAUAAAGGUUUUUUUUUUGGCGUACGACAGUUGAGAAUCACUGGUGUACAGUAUGUGUGUGGGUACUCAUUAUUUGCUCUUACCGCUACCAUUAAAGCUUGAAAAUAUAUCUUGCAACCUCUUGUUCAAAAUAUAUAUUGUGAGUGUGAAAACUGGCCCCGACAAGAAUUGUCCAAGUUAUUGUAAAUGCACUGACUGUAACACUAUUUGGACAAAUGUGAAUGUAUAUUCCACUGUGGUGUUUUAGUUUUUAUAGCAUUAACAUACUAUAUGUAUGUUAAAGUAAGCAAAUCUAGCAUUGGCUAUUAAUAAAAUACCAUUACCAUCUUAUUUAUUUGAACUGGUGGUUAUGUCUGUUGUGUAGGAAGAGUGUGAAAUCACAGCACAGCUUGUCCUUUCAUCAUUUCCAUCACUUCCAUCUGCUCUGAUGUCACCGUCUCAACACGAAUAAAGGUGUGGACUUCUUCAA